Molecule: messenger RNA, 810 nt
Organism: Saccharomyces mikatae IFO 1815
Lineage: Eukaryota; Fungi; Ascomycota; Saccharomycetes; Saccharomycetales; Saccharomycetaceae
Gene: DAL80
Product: Dal80p
Exons: 1
Coding region: 1-810 (269 amino acids)
Biological process (GO): positive regulation of transcription by RNA polymerase II; negative regulation of transcription by RNA polymerase II
Molecular function (GO): zinc ion binding; DNA-binding transcription factor activity, RNA polymerase II-specific; RNA polymerase II cis-regulatory region sequence-specific DNA binding
Source: RefSeq, a predicted model, not a curated record
AUGGUGCUUAAUGAUUCGUUAAAACCGCCCUCGCCUACAAUUUCUACUGCCACUGGUGUAGAUGAUUGUAACGGAGAGGACCAACCCACGUGCCAGAAUUGCUUUACCGUUAAAACCCCUCUCUGGAGAAGGGAUGAACAUGGUACUGUUCUCUGUAAUGCAUGCGGUCUUUUUCUGAAAUUGCAUGGGCAGCCAAGGCCUAUCAGUUUGAAGACUGACACAAUUAAGUCAAGAAACAGAAAAAAACUGAAUAACAACAACGCCAACACUAAUUCUAACGCCCAUAAUAACGACCCUAAUAAAAUUUUUAAAAGAAAGAAGAGACUGCUUACAACUACUGGUGGUUCCUUGCCCACCAAUAACUCGAAGGUUUCUGUUCUGGAAAAAUUCAUGGUGAGCGGAUCCAUUAAACCACUGUUGAAACCGAAGGAAACACUUCCCACAUCAAAGGAAUGUCCUUCGCAACGAGGAAAAUUCUCUCUGGACCCCAGUGAUCCCAAUGCGAAGAACUAUCUCUAUCAGAUCAACGGAUCAGAUAUAUACACGUCGAAUAUAGAAUUAACUAGGCUGCCCACUUUGUCGACGUUAUUAGAGCCCUCACCUUUCUCAGAUUUGGCCGUUCCGGAAAUAGAAUUGACCUAUAAACUUCAUAACGAGGAAGAAGUUAUCAAGUUGAAAACUAAGAUAAGCGAGUUGGAGCUGGUGACGGACCUAUACAAAAAGCACAUAUUCCAAUUGAACGAAAAAUGCAAGCAACUUGAAGUGGAACUACACUCUAGAGGUUCAAUACAAUCUCACCCGCAGCACUGA